AUGAAUGCUUCUCUUCAUGUUCAAGUUAUGAUUUGUUACGAUCGAGAACAUCUUGAAUCUGCUCGUAUUCUCAUGUUACAAGAUGCUGAAUUGAUCCGAAUUCCAAACGCUUGUUUCCUUGAUCCCAUUCGUCUUGCCGAAUUGGAAGUUCGAGCAUUUGAAAAUGUUCUCGUCACCGCCAUGGCUAAUUAUCCCGCUCCGCCCCGCUCUACAACGGAAUGA
Messenger RNA from Rotaria sp. Silwood2, 222 nucleotides. The record is from the annotation of a GenBank genome assembly. Lineage: Eukaryota; Metazoa; Rotifera; Eurotatoria; Philodinida; Philodinidae.